Messenger RNA from Diorhabda sublineata, 536 nucleotides. Its product is annotated as thioredoxin C-1-like. The transcript has 3 exons. NCBI's taxonomy places the organism in Eukaryota, Metazoa, Arthropoda, Insecta, Coleoptera, Chrysomelidae. The record is from RefSeq and is a predicted model, not a curated record. Gene Ontology annotation, cellular component: cytoplasm. Bases 98 to 514 code for a protein of 138 amino acids. Gene Ontology annotation, molecular function: protein-disulfide reductase activity.
UUAAAUAUGACACUUGACACUAAUAGGUAUAAAAGUGACAGUUCAUUAUUUUAAAUUACUAGUUUCAUAGUAUUUUGCGUAUUUUUAUAAAUAUCUGAUGACAAUGAAUUCUUUAUAUCGUUCAAAAAAUAUCAACACUUGCUCAUUGUUAUUAAAAAGAUAUUUAAGUGUUACUCAAUCUCGAUUCGCAUCUUUUAAAGUACAGGAUGACAAAGAUUUUUUGGAAAAAGUAGAAAAAAGUAAAGAUCCAAUUAUUGUGGAUUUUUUCGCAAAUUGGUGUGGACCGUGUAAAGCACUAGAGCCAAGAUUGCAAAACGUGAUUGCGCAAAAGAAAGGUUUAAUAUCUCUCGCUAAAGUCGACAUAGACGAUUUAGGAGAAUUAGCUGCCAAAUAUCAGGUAAGCACUAUUCCAGCUUUGGUUAUCUUUCAAGAUGGAAAAGUUAAAGAAAGAUUGGUUGGAUUGCAAGAUGAAGAUAAAUUAAACACAUGGAUAGAUAAUGUCCUCAAAAAAUGAACAUGGUACCCAGAGAAUUUUU